CUACGAGGUCUGAUGACAUCAAACCAAAGAAGUUCACAGAAAACUAUUGAAUACAUCAAGGAGAAGAUCAGUGGGGAUCUGUCUGCAGAGAGAAGCAUCAACCUGUUCCACUGUCUGAAUGAACUGAACGAUCGGUCUCUGGUGGAGGAGGUCCAAGAGUCCCUGAGGUCUGGAUCUCUCUCCACAGAUAAACUGUCUCCUGCUCAGUGGUCGGCUCUGGUCUUCAUCUUACUGUCAUCAGGAGAUCUGGAGGUGUUUGACCUGAAGAAGUUCUCAGCUUCAGAGAAGGCUCUACGGAGGCUGCUGCCGGUGGUCAAAGCCUCCAAGAAAGUUCUACUGAGUGGCUGUAACCUCUCAGAGGACAUCUGUCCACUUCUGUCCUCAGUUCUCAGCUCUCAGUCCUCCAGUCUGACAGAACUGGACCUGAGCAACAACGACCUGCAGGAUUCUGGACUGGAGCAGCUGUGUCCUGGACUGGAGAGUCAACACUGUCACCUGGAGUGUCUCAGGUUGAGUGGCUGUAACCUCUCAAAGCACAUCUGUCCACUUCUGUCCUCAGUUCUCAGCUCUCAGUCCUCCAGUCUGACAGAACUGGACCUGAGCAACAACGACCUGCAGGAUUCUGGACUGGAGCAGCUGUGUCCUGGACUGGAGAGUCCACACUGUCACCUGGAGUCUCUCAGGCUGUCAGGCUGUCUGAUCUCAGAGGAAGGAAGUUCUUCUCUGGCCUCAGCUCUGACCUCCAACCCCUCCCACCUGAGAGAGCUGGACCUGAGCUACAACCAUCCAGGGGAGUCAGCAGGGAAGCUUCUGUCUGGACUGGAGGAUCCCCGCUGGAGACUGGACACUCUCAGGACUACAUCAGAUCUGGAAAAAUUCCAGAAUCACAUCUUCAUGCAGGGAAGGUUCUCCUACACUCCAGCAGUGAAUCAUCAGGGAAGGUUCUCCUACUCCAGCAGUGAAUCAUCAGGGAAGGUUCUCCUACACUCCAGCAGUGAAUCAUCAGGGAAGGUUCUCCUACACUCCAGCAGUGAAUCGUCAGGGAAGGUUCUCCUACUCCAGCAGUGAAUCAUCAGGGAAGGUUCUCCUACACUCCAGCAGUGAAUCAUCAGGGAAGGUUCUCCUACUCCAGCAGUGAAUCAUCAGGGAAGGUUCUCCUACUCCAGCAGUGAAUCAUCAGGGAAGGUUCUCCUACUCCAGCAGUGAAUCAUCAGGGAAGGUUCUCCUACUCCAGCAGUGAAUCAUCAGGGAAGGUUCUCCUACUCCAGCAGUGAAUCAUCAGGGAAGGUUCUCCUACUCCAGCAGUGAAUCAUCAGGGAAGGUUCUCCUACACUCCAGCAGUGAAUCAUCAGGGAAGGUUCUCCUACUCCAGCAGUGAAUCAUCAAGGAAGGUUCUCCUACUCCAGCAGUGAAUCAUCAAGGAAGGUUCUCCUACACUCCAGCAGUGAAUCACACGCGGACUCUCCCAGCACCAAACAAGGAUGGACACAAGAUGCUACUGCUACUAUAGUCAUUGUACUAUUUACAGUAACUUCUUACACUGUUUCAUAGUUCAGUUUUUAUUAUCAGUUCAUUAUUUUUAGUUUAUUUUUCUACUACACUUGUUUACUUUAUUCACAGUAAUUUAUC
This is a messenger RNA of Cololabis saira (Pacific saury), 1629 nucleotides long. RefSeq names its product ribonuclease inhibitor-like. The record is from RefSeq and is a predicted model, not a curated record. NCBI's taxonomy places the organism in Eukaryota, Metazoa, Chordata, Actinopteri, Beloniformes, Belonidae. Bases 13 to 1068 code for a protein of 351 amino acids. The transcript has 5 exons. Gene Ontology annotation, molecular function: protein binding.